Annulohypoxylon maeteangense is the source of this 667-nucleotide messenger RNA. RefSeq lists its product as uncharacterized. The transcript has 2 exons. NCBI's taxonomy places the organism in Eukaryota, Fungi, Ascomycota, Sordariomycetes, Xylariales, Hypoxylaceae. The coding region runs from base 1 to 573 and encodes 190 amino acids. The record is from RefSeq and is a predicted model, not a curated record.
AUGGUCCGAUUCACCCACCCCUUAAUCCUCGCCACUACAGCCGCGACAAUCACCUCCAUAUCCGCUACCCCUACCCGAGGCCUCAUCGCCACCAGGAAUUCCCUUGCGACGGACCCGAACGUCGUGUUUAACAACAUCUUAGCAUCGCACGGGGCCAUUGACCUCAUAACCACGAGACUCAUGAGCUCGACCGAUGACCAGGAUGACUUCUUUCGCUCGAGCAAUGCACUUGUCGGGCUUGACAACACGCAGUUGGAACUAGCAGCCCUGUCAGAGAUAGACGAUGCUCUCGCGGUCACGCAGCCGCUGGGGGACAAGGACAUCGAUGCUUCUCUCAGCGCUGAUAAGAAGAUAGCGCAAUUCUUCCAGACCGUCAACUCCACCCCGUCGGUGGAUGUCGCAAGGGAUUGCGGCGUGGCGAUUGCUUGCCAGAGGAACGACAUUGUCAGCGCACUCAAUAACGGUGUAGACUUGUUCAACCAAGUAAUCAUUAAUAACAUCAAUGGACCGGCUGCUUUGUUGCCGAUACAGGGGCAAUUCUCCUGCUCUGGCUCGUUCAAGUAUUGCUAUUAGAGGUGGAAAGGGGCUAUAACAGUACUUACGCUUAGCCGAAGUUCCAUGAAGAAAAUUACAGGAUAUCGUGAUGGCUUCUUGUGUAUUCCGAGGG